AUGAUUGCUUGUGGACCGCACUCUGCUGGACCGCCUCCUCCCUCCCUCCCCUCCACCAUCAGAGAUGUGGACGCCCCCCCUCUGUUUCGCGAGCGGUUCAUCCUGUCUGGCUAUCGUCCCGUGGGCCUGUCAUGGCGGUGUUACCUCCUCAGCCUCUUCCAGAUCCACAACGAGACUGUGAACGUGUGGAGCCACCUGCUGGCCGCCGUCUUUGUGGUGAUGAGGUUCAUGGUGUUCAUCGGUCCUGAAGGUCAGGGGUUUUCUGUGGACGUCGCCUCACUGCCUUUGGUUCUCUAUGUAUUCUCUGCUGUCACAUACUGUUGUUGCAGUGCUGUGGCUCACCUGUUGCAGUCGCACUCGGAGGAGGCCCAUUACUCGGUGUUCUUCCUGGACUAUGUUGGCAUGGCGGUCUACCAGUAUGGCUGUGCUCUGGCUCUGUUCCUUUACAGCUCUGACAUCGACUGGUCACAAAGCAUGCUGGGACAGGUCUUCCUCCCAGCUGCCGCCCUCCUCGCCUGGUUCUCAUGCACCACAGGCUGUUAUGCAAAGCUUCGUUUCCGGCGGCCGUACCCGCUCCACAGGAAGCUCUGUCAGGUGGUGCCAUUGGGUGUGGCCUACCUGUUGGACAUCAGUCCCGUCGCUGACCGUCUCCUCACCCACAGGUGGACAAGCAACCCUGCACUACCACUUCACUUCCUGCAGGUGACGCUGUUUCUGUCCUCUGCCUUCUUCUUCUCUUUUCCCAUACCUGAGAGUUUCUCCCCCGGACGCUAUGACAUUCUCGGCCACAGCCACCAGCUCUUCCACAUCCUGCUCUCCGUCUGCACGCUGGUCCAGCAGGAGGCGCUGUUUGAGGACUUUCUGUGGAGGCGGCCUGCACUGCUCAGACGGUUCGGAGAGGAGCGCCUCCUACUGGCCUGCCUCUCUUUCCCCUGCCUGACGCUCUGCUGCACGAUGACGGCGCUUUUCAUGAGGAGGCGAGCACAGGCUCAACUGAUGAAGGAGCAAAGAUAG
This is a messenger RNA of Labrus bergylta (ballan wrasse), 1014 nucleotides long. Lineage: Eukaryota; Metazoa; Chordata; Actinopteri; Labriformes; Labridae. The record is from RefSeq and is a predicted model, not a curated record.